Molecule: messenger RNA, 2114 nt
Organism: Dermacentor silvarum
Lineage: Eukaryota; Metazoa; Arthropoda; Arachnida; Ixodida; Ixodidae
Exons: 10
Coding region: 245-1891 (548 amino acids)
Molecular function (GO): protein binding
Source: RefSeq, a predicted model, not a curated record
AGUAAUGACAGCAGAAGCUCACUUUAAUAUAUUUCUGCUUAUAACCAAAACAAAGAGGAAAUUCUGCGAAAGUCAUUGUUUAUAGUACAUAAAAGUGCGAGCGCGGAAGAAGGACGCGAAUGCGGGGCGCGCGAAAACCGCGGCCAAAACGCGGGUUAUUUGGAGUUUCCGUUUACGCGCAAAUGCCGCGGUGACACAGCUUACGUAUGUGUGCGGGACGACAUCGUAAUUUGGCCAACGUAAAAUGUCAGGAUCAAUAGAUCACUUCGGUUUCGCUGCGUUUCUUGAGCCUAGAACGCACGAUGAAGAUUUAGGUGGCCACAACCAUUGUCACAACGCAAGUAAUAAUGAGGACGAGACUUUCGGACGCUUGGUGCGACGUCUCAACAACAUCGUGUGCCGAUCGGAAGUGCACUCCACGGAAAAGGUGGAGGCGCGGUUUGAUCCAGCAGAGGAGAUCCACGAGUACAAAGACUUGAUGGAUCUGCUUACAGGAGACCCCACGCUGAUGCCUGCAGACAGCAACAUUCUGUCUCUGGGCUGUGCUGUAUUGCACAAUGCUUCAAAAUGCACUAGCCUGGGCCUACCUGUUCUUUUAUCACAUCACAGAGUACUGCUUGAAAAAGUGCGCGGCAUGCGGUCGGGUCCGGGCUGGCUGGCGGCCGAUCUGGGCCGGGUUCGCUGUUCACUGGCACAGCGGAUGCUGGCCGAAGGGGACCCGCGCGGCUGUCGGCGUAUGCUGGCACCCCUGAUGCGCUGGCUGCACCGCCCGGGAAACCGGGCUUUCGACUGGGCCGGUGGUCGGCUCCGGUGGCUGCGCGCGGGCGACCAUGCCUCGUUGCGCUCGCUAUCCUACCUGCUGGCGGCGCAGGCCGACUACGCGAUCAAGGGAACCUGCUGCCCCGCGCUACUCGACCAGGUGCGCUGCCCAGCGCUCGGCCCGAGGCUCGCGCACUUCCGAGCGUUGGCCGGUGCCGACGAGAGGCAGCUGUGGGUCGCCCUGCAACGCUGGCCGAGUGAAGCCGCGCUGUGGACUCUGGCAGGCUGCCGGUUGGCUGCCGAGGGACGCUGGCGCUCGGCAUUGCAGCUGUUGAUGCGCGCCGUGCGACUCGAAGAGUCCGCCGAAGCAUCGCGCGCAGGACAGAGCGAAGAGCGGGGCCUGGCCCUCUGGAACCUGGCAGCCUGCCUGGGCGCCCUGGGACUGCGGGAGGCCCAGGGCCGCGCUCUGAGCCGUCUGGCCUCCCGCUGCGACGGCCCCGGCAAGGACUCCCAGCUGGCGUUGGCUGCGGCCAGGGCUUUGGACAGGCUCGGCAUGCACGCGGAAGCGGCCAGGGCCUACGGCCUCCUGGUACAGGCCGGUCGGCAGCAGCGAGCGCUGCGUGUGGACUGGGCUCUGAGUCUGCUGCGCGCGGGACGGCCUCGAGCUUCGCUCCAAGCGUGCGGCGGAGCCAGGGGAGGCAAGGGCGGUGCGCCCCCCGAGGAAGAGAGCGACCCCCGUCUCGCCUUUUGCAGGGGAUCGGCAAUGGCGGCGCUAGGGGACAGCGAGCCCGCGCUCCAGGAGUUCCGAAAGGGCCUUGUUCUGGCUGCUGCAGCUGGUGAGGAGGGUGGCGGUGGCGACUGGCUGCGCUCGCAGCUGCUGGUGAACAUCGCGGUGCUCCAGGCGCCCCAGGAAGAGGAAGCCUCACGGAGGCAGCUGGCGCGUGCUCUGGCAGUCUGUCCCGAUAACGUCGACGCGGCGUACAACUUGAGCCUCCUGCUGCUCGCCGCUGGAAAGACUGAGGCUGCCCGUAGGAUAUGGCGUCAGCACGGCUUGCGGGAAGAAGGCGUCACUAUCAGCAGCAGCGUGGGAACUCCGCAGGCUGCAUGGCUCGAGGCCCGACUUUCUCAAUGAAAAUGAAGAAACUGCAGUGCCGGUGCUAUACGAAAGUCAACGGAGCUCGGUGAUGUCAUGAUGCCUGGUGUUGCCACGUGCCAGACACUUGUCAGUGGUACUGAGGUGGUCGGACGUACCGCUUCAGCUCCGUUGUGGAACUGGUCGUCGUAUUCGGCGACUGCACGCGAUGUUUUUCACUGAACACAUUACUGUUGUGGGGAAUAAACUAACUUGUUUGUCC